CCCAGAAGCAGGAUAAUUCCUCCCCACCCCUCUCCCCAGCCCGCCUCCCACCCAAGCUAACUCAUUUCCUCUUCCUCCCCAAUACCAACACACACUGACAGCCCAGGCUGAGCAGCCAGACCCAGAGUGACUGACCGUGGGCCCCGCUUGUCCCGGCUGGCCUGGUCAGCCUCUGGAUUAUGGUCUGGCUGGGGCCCCCUUUGCUGCUCCCCAUCUUCUUCCUGGCUUCUCAUGUUGGCGCUGCGGUGGACCUGACGCUGCUGGCCGACCUGCGCCUGACCGAGCCCCAGCGCUUCUUCCUGACCUGCGUGUCCGGGGAGGCGGGGGCGGGCAGGGGCUCGGACGCCUGGGGGCCCCCGCUGCUGCUGGAGAAGGACGACCGCAUCGUGCGCACGCCCCGGCCCUGGCAGCCGCUGCACCUGGCCCGCAAUGGCUCGCGCCAGGUGACGCUGCGCGGCUUCUCGCAGCCCUCCGACCUGGUGGGCGUCUUCUCCUGCGUGGGCGGCGCGGGGGCGCGGCGCACGCGCGUCCUCUACGUGCACAACAGCCCAGGAGCCCACCUGCUCCCGGACAAGGUCACACACACGGUGAAUAAGGGCGACACGGCAGUACUUUCCGCGUGGGUGCGCAAGGAGAAGCAGACAGAUGUGAUCUGGAAGAGCAACGGAUCCUACUUCUACACCCUGGACUGGCAUGAGGCCCAGGAAGGGCGGUUUUUGCUGCAGCUCCCAAACGUGCAGCCGUCAUCCAGCGGCAUCUACAGUGCCACCUACCUGGAAGCCAGCCCACUGGGCAGCGCCUUCUUUCGACUCAUCGUGCGGGGUUGUGAGGCAGGGCACUGGGGACAAGACUGUACCAAGGAAUGCCCGGGCUGCCUGCAUGGAGGUGUCUGCCACGACCAGGACGGCGAGUGUGUGUGCCCCCCUGGAUUCACUGGGACCCGCUGUGAGCAGGCCUGCAGAGAGGGCCGUUUUGGGCAGAGCUGCCAGGAGCAGUGCCCAGGCACAUCAGGCUGCCGAGGCCUCACCUUCUGCCUCCCGGACCCCUAUGGCUGUUCUUGUGGAUCUGGCUGGAGAGGAAGCCAGUGCCAGGAAGCCUGUGCCCCAGGUCAUUUUGGGGCUGACUGCCACCUCCAGUGCCAGUGUCAGAACGGCGGCACUUGUGACCGCUUCAGCGGCUGCGUCUGCCCCUCCGGGUGGCAUGGGGUGCACUGUGAGAAGUCAGACCGGAUCCCCCAGAUCCUGGACAUGGUUUCAGAACUGGAGUUCAACUUAGAGACGACACCCCGGAUCAACUGUGCCGCCGUGGGGAACCCCUUCCCAGUCCGGGGCAGCGUGGAGCUCCGCAAGCCGGACGGCACGGUCCUCCUGUCCACCAAGGCCAUUGUGGAGCCAGAUAGGACCACAGCCGAGUUCGAGGUGCCCCGCUUGGCUCUUGGGGACAGUGGGCUCUGGGAGUGCCGCGUGUCCACGUCUGGUGGCCAAGACAGCCGACGCUUCAGGGUCAACGUCAAAGUGCCCCCGGUGCCCAUGACUGCCCCUCGGCUCCUGGCCAAGCAGAGCCGCCAGCUCGUGGUCUCCCCGCUGGUCUCCUUCUCUGGGGACGGGCCCAUCGCCUCUGUACGGCUGCACUACCGGCCCCAGGACAGCACCAUGGCCUGGUCCACCAUCGUGGUGGACCCCAGUGAGAACGUGACGUUGAUGAACCUGAGGCCGAAGACAGGAUACAGUGUCCGUGUGCAGCUGAGCCGGCCAGGGGAAGGGGGGGAGGGGGCCUGGGGGCCUCCCACCCUCAUGACCACAGACUGUCCUGGUGAGAGGCCAAGAGUUAUCCCUUUCCGCCCCCCAGGGGUUACUGUCCUACGCACUCAGGGUUGUCAUGGCUUGUCCACCCUGGGGGUCCCUGCCUUUCCCACUGGAGGUUGUCCCCUGGGGAUCACUAUCCCAUCCGGCCCCAGGGACCCACCGGACAGUUCUGACCCCCGACCUCUGGCCCCAGAGCCCUUGUUGCAGCCGUGGCUGGAGGGCUGGCAUGUGGAGGGCCCCGACCGGUUGCGAGUGAGCUGGUCCUUACCCUCGGUGCCGGGGCCACUGGUGGGCGAUGGUUUCCUGCUGCGCCUGUGGGACGGGGCCCGGGGACAGGAGCGGCGGGAGAACGUCUCGUCCCCCCAGGCCCGCACCGCCCUCCUGACCGGACUCACACCUGGCACCCACUACCAGCUGGACGUGCGGCUCUACCACUGUACCCUCCUGGGCCCAGCCUCACCCGCCGCUCGUGUGCUUCUGCCCCCCAGCGGGCCCCCAGCCCCACGACACCUCCACGCCCAGGCCCUUUCAGACUCCGAGAUCCAGCUGGUGUGGCAGCGCCCAGAGGCUCCAGCUGGGCCUAUAUCCAAGUACAUUGUGGAGGUGCAGGUGGCUGAGGGCUCAGGAGACCCGCUGUGGAUGGACGUGGACAGGCCCGAGGAGACGAGCACCAUCGUCCGCGGCCUCAACGCCAGCACGCGCUACCUCUUCCGUGUGCGGGCCAGCGUCCAGGGCCCCGGUGACUGGAGCAACAUGGUAGAAGAGUCCACCCUAAGCAACGGGCUGCAGAGCGAGGGCCCAGUCCAAGAGGUCCAGGCAGCUGAAGAAGGUCUGGAUCAACAGCUGGUCCUGGCUGUGGUGGGCUCUGUGUCUGCCACCUGCCUCACCAUCCUGGCUGCCCUCUUAACCCUGGCGUGCAUCCGCAGAAGCUGCCUGCAUCGCAGACGCACCUUCACCUACCAGUCGGGAUCGGGUGAGGAGACCAUCCUGCAGUUCAGCUCGGGCACCUUGACACUGACCCGGCGGCCAAAACCACAGCCCGAGCCCCUGAAUUACCCAGUGCUGGAAUGGGAGGACAUCACCUUUGAAGAUCUCAUUGGGGAGGGGAACUUCGGCCAGGUCAUCCGGGCCAUGAUCAAGAAGGACGGACUCAAGAUGAAUGCAGCCAUCAAGAUGCUGAAAGAGUAUGCCUCUGAAAAUGACCAUCGUGACUUUGCGGGAGAACUGGAAGUUCUGUGCAAAUUGGGGCAUCACCCCAACAUCAUCAACCUCUUGGGGGCCUGUGAGAACCGAGGUUACUUGUAUAUCGCCAUUGAAUAUGCCCCCUACGGGAACCUGCUCGAUUUCCUGAGAAAGAGCCGGGUCCUGGAAACUGACCCAGCUUUUGCCCGAGAACAUGGAACGGCCUCCACCCUCAGCUCCCGGCAGCUGCUGCGUUUUGCCAGUGAUGCUGCCAAUGGCAUGCAGUACCUGAGUGAGAAGCAGUUCAUCCACAGGGACCUGGCUGCCCGAAACGUGCUAGUCGGCGAGAACCUGGCCUCCAAGAUUGCAGACUUCGGCCUUUCUCGGGGGGAGGAGGUUUAUGUGAAGAAGACGAUGGGGCGUCUCCCCGUGCGCUGGAUGGCCAUUGAGUCUCUGAACUACAGUGUCUAUACCACCAAGAGCGAUGUUUGGUCCUUUGGGGUCCUCCUCUGGGAGAUCGUGAGCCUUGGGGGCACCCCGUACUGCGGCAUGACAUGUGCCGAGCUCUAUGAGAAGCUGCCGCAGGGCUACCGCAUGGAGCAGCCUCGCAACUGUGAUGAUGAAGUGUACGAGCUGAUGCGGCAGUGCUGGCGGGACCGUCCGUACGAGCGACCCCCCUUUGCCCAGAUCGCGCUGCAGCUGGGCCGAAUGCUGGAAGCCAGGAAGGCCUACGUGAACAUGUCGCUGUUUGAGAACUUCACGUACGCGGGCAUCGACGCUACAGCUGAGGAGGCCUGAGCUGCCAUCCGGCCAGAACGUGGCUCUGCUGGCCAGAGCAACCUCGGCUCUUCAACCUGUGACUUCUGAUCCUUGUCGCCUGAGCUGCCUCAAGGAAUUGUUUUUUAACUUAAGGAAGAAAAAAGGGGAUCCAGGGAUGGGGUGGGCUUGGGGGGGGUGGGUCCUCAUCCUUUGCCGUUGCUCCCAGUACCUCCUGAAUUACUGACGGCUACCCUCACGCCCUUCGUUCUAGUUCAGCUGCCCCACGUGUGUGCUCUUCUGUUCCUGCCCUCAAACCCCUGCUUCAGCCUCCCUCCACUCAAGCCAGCACUCACAGCACUAGCAUGCCCUGCUCAGCUGCGCCCCACUCCCAGCCUUGUAAUCAGGAAAAAUAAAUGCUCUGAGAAGCUCCA
Physeter macrocephalus (sperm whale) is the source of this 4177-nucleotide messenger RNA. RefSeq names its product tyrosine kinase with immunoglobulin like and EGF like domains 1 (gene TIE1). Gene Ontology annotation, biological process: protein phosphorylation; positive regulation of kinase activity; positive regulation of angiogenesis. Gene Ontology annotation, cellular component: signaling receptor complex; plasma membrane. NCBI's taxonomy places the organism in Eukaryota, Metazoa, Chordata, Mammalia, Artiodactyla, Physeteridae. Bases 180 to 3785 code for a protein of 1201 amino acids. The transcript is spliced from 22 exons. The record is from RefSeq and is a predicted model, not a curated record. Gene Ontology annotation, molecular function: transmembrane receptor protein tyrosine kinase activity; ATP binding; protein binding.